Paramecium pentaurelia is the source of this 3811-nucleotide messenger RNA. The record is from the annotation of a GenBank genome assembly. Lineage: Eukaryota; Ciliophora; Oligohymenophorea; Peniculida; Parameciidae.
AUGCAUGAAAAUGAAUCAAAAUUAAGUGAUGUUAAUGCUCCUCCUUUAUUUGUUUGUUUUGAUGUUGUGAAUAAAUUACCAAUAUCACUCUAAUCGGUACAUUAUAUUGUAAAUGUCUAACCUGGUUUGGCAAUUGUUGAAAUAUAAUAGAAUUAUAACACAUAGCAUUAUGAAGUUCCAAUUGAAUUAGAAUAUAUGUUUACUAUCUAAAAGGAUUCAGUUGUUAGUAAGAUGGUAGCAGAAUUAGGUGAUAUAAAAGUCUUUGGCAUUGUAAAAGAAUUGGAGGAAGCAAAAAAAGAAUAUCAAUAAGGCAUAUAAGCUGGAAAAACUAUGAUUUUAGGUGAAUAGGAUAAAUAAAUAACUGAUUUAAAAAAAGUAAAGAUUGGUUGUUUAGCUCCUGGAAAAUCUUUAAAAAUAACUUUUGAAUAUAUUCAGCCUUUAAAAGUUUAUUUAAAUUAAUUUUGGAUGCUUGAAUUAUCGCCAAUGGUAGAUUCAAGUUAUCUUACAGUCUAUUAGUUAAAAAACUAAUCAGUCAACUAUCCUUAAUUAUAUAAUUAAAUAUAAAAAAGUUUGAAUUUUCAAGGUCUCUAAUAAAACUAUUAAUAAGAUAUCACAAUAAAUAUUAAUUUAUAGAAACCUAUAACAUUUGUAAAGUCUCCAACCCAUUAAAUUUUAAUUAAUAAUGAUGAUAAUUAAUUUGUCAAAGAAAACUUUACAAAAAAUUAAAUAAUCAUUCUUGAUAAAAAAUAUCCAAAUAACUUUCUCCCAAAUAAAAAAUUUGAGCUGUUAUUUUCAUCUGAUGAUGUCAAUUCACCUCAUUCUUUUCUUACUCAUACUAAUAAUGAUGCCUUAUAACAUAUUAAAUAUUGUGCUACCUUAACAUUAAUACCAAAAUUUAAUGAAGUACCUUUGGAUGAUGCUUAUUCAUCAUACAUAAAUGGGUUAAAUUUAUCUUCAGAAACAAAAAUAAAUAGAGGAAAUUAUUAUUUUUUUAUUGAUAGAAGUGGUUCGAUGGAAGGGUAAAGAAUAUAGAAAGCAAAGCAAUCAUUAAUUUUAUUCUUAAAAAGUUUNUAAAUUAUGAUAAAUAUAACAAAAAAAGAUUAUAUUUAUCAGUAUUUUUAGAUUGAUAGAGUUAUUAAUAAUUAUUAUGUAUCAUCCAAAAAUUUAAGUGUCAAUGCAUGAAAAUGAAUCAAAAUUAAGUGAUGUUAAUGCUCCUCCUUUAUUUGUUUGUUUUGAUGUUGUGAAUAAAUUACCAAUAUCACUCUAAUCGGUACAUUAUAUUGUAAAUGUCUAACCUGGUUUGGCAAUUGUUGAAAUAUAAUAGAAUUAUAACACAUAGCAUUAUGAAGUUCCAAUUGAAUUAGAAUAUAUGUUUACUAUCUAAAAGGAUUCAGUUGUUAGUAAGAUGGUAGCAGAAUUAGGUGAUAUAAAAGUCUUUGGCAUUGUAAAAGAAUUGGAGGAAGCAAAAAAAGAAUAUCAAUAAGGCAUAUAAGCUGGAAAAACUAUGAUUUUAGGUGAAUAGGAUAAAUAAAUAACUGAUUUAAAAAAAGUAAAGAUUGGUUGUUUAGCUCCUGGAAAAUCUUUAAAAAUAACUUUUGAAUAUAUUCAGCCUUUAAAAGUUUAUUUAAAUUAAUUUUGGAUGCUUGAAUUAUCGCCAAUGGUAGAUUCAAGUUAUCUUACAGUCUAUUAGUUAAAAAACUAAUCAGUCAACUAUCCUUAAUUAUAUAAUUAAAUAUAAAAAAGUUUGAAUUUUCAAGGUCUCUAAUAAAACUAUUAAUAAGAUAUCACAAUAAAUAUUAAUUUAUAGAAACCUAUAACAUUUGUAAAGUCUCCAACCCAUUAAAUUUUAAUUAAUAAUGAUGAUAAUUAAUUUGUCAAAGAAAACUUUACAAAAAAUUAAAUAAUCAUUCUUGAUAAAAAAUAUCCAAAUAACUUUCUCCCAAAUAAAAAAUUUGAGCUGUUAUUUUCAUCUGAUGAUGUCAAUUCACCUCAUUCUUUUCUUACUCAUACUAAUAAUGAUGCCUUAUAACAUAUUAAAUAUUGUGCUACCUUAACAUUAAUACCAAAAUUUAAUGAAGUACCUUUGGAUGAUGCUUAUUCAUCAUACAUAAAUGGGUUAAAUUUAUCUUCAGAAACAAAAAUAAAUAGAGGAAAUUAUUAUUUUUUUAUUGAUAGAAGUGGUUCGAUGGAAGGGUAAAGAAUAUAGAAAGCAAAGCAAUCAUUAAUUUUAUUCUUAAAAAGUUUACCAGAAAAUAGUUUAUUUAAUGUUAUAUCUUUUGGAAGUUAACCGAAAAGAAUGUUUGAAAAAUCUUAAGUUUAUAAUUAGAAAUCUUUAAAUGAAGCAAUUUCUUAAGUAAAUUCUAUGGACGCAGAUUUAGGAGGAACUGAUAUUUUUUCAGCAUUGAAGAAUGGCAUUUAUAAUGAUAAAGAUAGUAAAAGUCAUUUAGAAACUUAUAAUGCUUUUUUGUUGACUGAUGGAGAAGAUUCUCCAGAAUAAAUUUUAAAUUUGGUUCAAAAUUAAACUAAAUCUAAUUUUAGGAUCUAUACAUUAGGAAUUGGAGAUGGAUGUAGUUAGUAUUUAUUAAAAAAUAUUGCAGAAAUUGGAAAUGGUAAAUGUCAAUUUGUCGCAGAUAAUGAAGAUAUUAAUGUUAAAGUAAUUGAUUUGUUAGAAGAUUCUAUGACUUAAUAUUUGGAGGGAUUUAAGUUAGAAUUACCAGAAAUUAAUAUUUCAUAAAUUAUUCCUGAUCCAGAAUCAAUCACUGCUAUUAAAAAAAAUGAAGAAUUAGUUAUAUAAAUAUUAUUUCCAACUCCAAUCUAAGAUUCACUAGACUUUCAGAUUAAAUGUUUUGACCCUUAGAAAUAAAAACAAAUAUCUUACAAAUUCGAAUUGAAAAUAAAUGAAUCAUAGUAGUAAGAUUACUUUCAUAAACUUGCAGCUCAUAAAUUGAUAAAUUAUUAUGAAUAUUCUUUAUAAAACAGAAUAAAUUAAGUCAAUAAGAUAAAGGUCAAUUAAGUUACAUUCAAUAAUGAAGAUAUCAUCAAUUUAUCAAUAUAAAAUUAAAUUUUAUCCAAAAACACAGCUUAUAUUUGCUAAAUCUGUCAUUUGGAAGAUGAAUUUAAAUAAUUAAUUAAAGAAAAAAUAUUCUAUCAAAAUCAAACUUUUCAUGUAUAAUAAUUGAGAAAAGGUUCAGAUUACUCUAUUUAAUAACGUAUAGAUUUAAACCCAUCGUUUGUUAUGAAUAAGCUUGAUUGUUUAGAUAUAUAAUGUUGUAUUGAUAUUGAAGAGUGUUAUGAAUAAGAAUAAUGUUGUAUGGAUUUAAUGUUAGGCAGUAUAUAACAAAAUAUGUGUAUGGAUAGAGAAGAUUUAGAUUCAUAUGAGUAAAUGAGUUGUAAAAGUCCUCCGAGUGAUGAAGAUGAUUAACCGCAAAAACUAAUGUAAUUUGAGUAAAUGUAGAAACGAAGCAGUCUUAAUAAUAUCAUUAUUCCAAAUAGUUAAGAAACUGCUGUUGAAAUAAAUUAUAUUGAUUUAUUAUAAUGUGUUUAGGCAGAUGGAAGCUUUAUUUUAAACAAAAAGUUUGGUGAUUCAAUCAAACUCAGCAGCUUAAAUAAUGAUAAUCAUUAUGAAGAAAUUUUAUGGACAACAAUUAUUGCUCUAUUUUAUUUAGAAUUGCAUUGUAUAAGUGAUAAAGCCUCAUGGUAAUUAAUUUAUUAAAAAGCAAUUUUAUUGUUAAAGAAAAAUGGGUUAGAUUACUUUAAGAUAAAAACAGAGUAUUAUAAUAAUUAUUAAAAAUUGUUUGAAGUUUCAAAUUGA